GGAGUUGGCACAGAGCAACAGCACAAUGUUCGAGGAAAAACUCAUCAUCGGUGUGGCUUCGGCCUGCUCCACUCUCUGACCAUCGUGGCCUGCCUGAUCGUGGUCCCAUCGCUCUACAACACCAUCAAUGAGAUGCACGACCAGGUCCUCGAAACUGUCUCUGUGUUCCGCGUCGAGACCGACUCUGCUUGGACCCAGAUGAUGGACUUCCAAGUCACGCCUCGUGAGAACCCAUUCGGCUCCAUCUUCCGUUCGAAGAGACAGGCCGGUCUUCCCUCAUACUGCCAGUGCACUCCUACUAGAGUUACCUGCCCACCUGGACCACCUGGACCUCCUGGACGACCUGGAGCACCU
Messenger RNA from Ostertagia ostertagi, 354 nucleotides. Lineage: Eukaryota; Metazoa; Nematoda; Chromadorea; Rhabditida; Trichostrongylidae. The record is from the annotation of a GenBank genome assembly.